This is a messenger RNA of Rotaria sordida, 6178 nucleotides long. Lineage: Eukaryota; Metazoa; Rotifera; Eurotatoria; Philodinida; Philodinidae. The record is from the annotation of a GenBank genome assembly.
AUGAGUCGAUCACGUUGUGGUAACAAGGAUCCACCGCUCAGUUUCUCGAAAAAUACUGUUAGAUCAUUAGGAUUAAAAUGGUCACGUUCAACAUUGACCUGGUCGCUGAGAAACUAUUCACCACGUAUUGGUGCAGCAGAGUCACAAAGAAUCAUUCAGCAAGCAUUCGACGCUUGGUUUCAACACAUCCCAUUGGAUGUCAAGCAAGUUUGUUCAACGUGCCCGGCGAAUAUCGUUAUUGAUUUUGGUUAUAGAGAUCACGGUGAUGGUUAUCAUUUUGAUGGACCAGGUGGAACGUUGGCACAUGCCUAUUAUCCCGAAGAUGGUCGAAUACAUUUCGACAUGGAUGAGCCAUGGACCAAUAGUUACGAUGGAUACAACAUCAAUCUCUAUGUCGUUGCUGUUCACGAGAUUGGACAUGCGCUUGGCGUAGAACAUGUGUUUGAAAAAACUUCGAUAAUGUAUCCCAGGUAUCAGCUAAUGAAAAACACGGAUAUUUUGCCGCAGUUCGAUCGGAUUAUAAUUCAACAAAAGUAUGGAUCAGCCUUUAAAACAACCAAACCUACCACGACGAAGAAAACGACUCAAUUGAUACACAUAGUAAAAAAUACUCAGCCGACACGCAUAACUAAAACCACGACCAAAAUGAGAGCGACCACUCGAUUCACUAAGACUUCUUCAUCAAUAAACAAGUUGUCUUGUCAGCAGUUCAUCGAUGCAGGAUUUGACUUUCCAAACAAUACAUUUCAUGCGUUGGAUACUGGAAUGCUCAGGCGCUAUUUACCCAAUAAGAAAAAGUGGGACACACAGGUCACACCCUACGAACGUAUCUACCAUCGUUUACCGAAUCGAAUAUCUGGUGGAGCUUAUGAUUUCGCCACCCGCGAGGUCCUCAUUUUCACUAGUACACGCGUUUAUCGAUACAAAAUUCAACCACGUUCCUAUCAAGUCAAGUAUCACCGUGAUGAUUCUCUGCCGGAUCAUUUACAAAGUGUCAUUGUUGGUGCGAUUUACUAUCAGGAUGGAAUUCAGGUUAUCAAAGCGAAGAGCUUACAGUCAUUGAAUAUAGAGCAUUUGCAGCGAAAACCGACCGAAAGAAAACUCAGCCAAGAAUUUCCAGGGUUGUCCGGUUCGGUUAGAGCGGCAUUCACAUCUGGUUAUAUGCAUUAUUUCUUCACCAGUGAUCGAUUGGUCUACGUCUGGGAUGAACAAUUCAAUCAAUGGAAAACAUUCGCUAAACCGAUGUCAAAAACUUGGUUUGCGUGUAUGAAGGAAAAGUGACAAAACGAAAAAAGAAAAUGAAAUUAGCUAUUUAUUUGUUCUACAAGAACAAUGAAUUGAAAACAUUGCAUGAAACAAGAGAAUGUUCUUUUUUUCUCGUUCGCUUACAUCGAUAUCAUUUUGCACAAAGGCGAACAAAUGAGAAAAAGACUAGAAGAAUAAAAGAGAAAAAAGAAAUGAUCUGUAAUGUCUCAAAGCUUAUAUAAAACAGCAUUAAUAUGCACACUUUGUAGGAGUACAACUAUCCCUCACUUCCCAUAAAAACUAGGCAUUUGAUAUCUGUAGAUCUCUCAAGAUCGAAGUUUGAUACAAGACGAAUUCUGAUAAAGUCUUGAAAUGAUCUCAACAAGUAGACACACAAUGAUAGGUGCAGCUUCCCAAGCUAUCGAUUUUAUGGUGUGAGUGUGGGUUGUGGGUAUCUAUUCUCUGUUCAGAUCUCACACCCGCACCCUUCAUGAAGAAAAAGUUUCCAACAACCACAUUUUUUUUUGUAAACAAAAGUUUCAUGCCAAAAAUCUAAGCUCUCAAAUCAUGAGAAAUAUUUGCUUCAAAGCAACAGAAACUUGUAUUUGGUGUAACCUUUAAUGCUCUUUCGAAUAAGAUAACUCAUUUCAAAAAGUAAAAUUUUUCGACAAUGAAUUUGAGUGGUGUUUUCAUGGAUCCUCGCUUAAUCCUUUUUAUUUGACUUGAUAUAACCUUUUUUUAUUUUUCCAUAGAAAUUAAAGGUUAACUUAUUUUGAUUAUAGAAGAGAGCAUCUCUGAUUUUAUAAUCGAUUCCAACCGCCUUCAUUCGGAUGCUUUUGCUAGUGGAAGUUUGAGAUCUUAUGCUCUAUCAGUAGUGUUUGCAUUUGAUUGUGUAACAAAGAUGUGCAUGAUGAUAACAAAAUUUGUUAUUGUACUCGGUUUCAGAAGAAGAAGAGUAUAGGUAGCACUUUUGCAUCUAUAACCGAACAAGUUCUUUGCAAGCAUACUAGUCUGCUCGUCUUCUAUACUUUUAUUUCUAUAUCUAAUUUUAUUGUCAUGACAUUUUUAACGUAAUGGAGUGUGAAAUAUGGUAGCGAUCGAGUAUUUGUUAGUUUGAUAAUGAAUCUUUUUUAAGAGCUUGACAAAAAAGUUUUAAAGGAUAUUUAAGUGGCACUGAAAAAUGAGAAAGUAAGUCAAAGACUCGUUGAAAAAUCUAGCCCAUUACUUCUAACAUGCUCAUCUAUGAGAUGAAAUCAGUAUGGUAAGAGUUAUUUUUUGUAGAUCAGAUAAAGGAAUGAUGAAGUUUGCACUAAGAUAAAAUGUGUUGCAAAUGUACGAUACAUUAAAAUGCGACAUGAAUUGUUCGAAUCCAUUUUUCGGCACGUGGAUUCUUUUUUUGAAAAUUCGAAUGAUUCGUAUUUUUUCAGUUAAAUUCAUAUUAGUAGUAUUUAUUCUUGGAUUUCAAGAUGGCUAAGUGUUAAGAUCUAUUCGUUUUGAGACUAUCUGAUCUUGAUUGAACCUCUCUGAGGCAGUUCAUUCUGGGCUAUCUAGCGAUCGCUCGAUAUAUUCUCAAAUAAGAAAUGGUCGAGAAAUAAGUUAGGAAAAAAGUUUACAAAAAUGUAUAAAUUAAGUACGUCCCGUUGUCUCGGUUAUAUAUAGCUGCACACGCCGAACAAAACGAUGAAUGACUCGAUAGUAUACAUCAUCAUCAUCUGUAGCGUAUCCUACUGGACGCUAUUUUUGCUACGAGACUACGCCAUUUCUGUCUGUCUUGGGCAUUUUUCCAGGCGGAGAAGAGAUCUAGGUUGAAUGGACGUAGGUUGUCUUCGAUGGAGCGGAUUCACAUGGGGCAUGGUCUGUCUCGAGAACGCUCCCAUCCACGUAGUGGCCCAUUAAUGCCUGCUUGUAGUGCUCUAGUGUGGUCGGGGAGACGAUUGCUCCUAGCUAUAUGUCCAGAUUGUCGCAGUCGUCUGCUUCUGAUAGACUCGCUGAUCUCAGGUUGUCCGGUAUGUUCGCGGACUUCUUUGUUCGUGAUGUAUUUCGUGUAUGGUAUGUGGAGAAUUCAUCUAAGACACCAGUUAUUGAAAGCGUCUAAUUUAUUCUGGACCGAGUCAGUUAUUGUCCAGUUCUCCGCGCCAUACAGGAGGACUGGUAGUAUAUAGCAGUUGUAAAGACGGAUUUUGGUCUGUAGCAAUAUGCUUGAGUACCAGAUAGGUUUGUCCAGUGCCUUCAUGCAGUUCCGAGCGAUUGCAAUAUUUUUGAUGAUUUCUGGUACGCUGCUACCCGUUCUGUGAAUCGUGCAACCUAGGUAGACGAAUGAGUCGACCACUUCCACAUUUUGGUCGCGUAUAGAUAGUGUGUUGUUGUUAGUCAGUUCGGUUUCGGUUUCUCGAAUUUUUGUCUUUGGCCAGUUGUUUUCUAAGGCCGGCGGGCGAGCUUCAUGCUGCAUGACCUCCAAUACCAGCAGAAGUGCUUCUACAGUCUCAGCUAGAAGUGCUACGUCGUUCGGAAAGCCCAAAUCGGUAAAUACUUCAUUAUCCAGUGUAGCAUCAAGCAGUCCUCAGUGCACGGUUUGUUGGAGCAGCCAGUUCAUUGGUGCCAGAAACAAAUCCGGAGCAAUUGUUCAUCCUUGUCGAACGCUGCCUUGCGAUCAAUGUAGGCGAUCCAGAGAGAACGGUUGUACUCGCGUCAUAUUUGAAGCAGAGUAAGUAAUGUGAAAAUUCUGUCCACCGUUGAUCGGCCUGGGGUGUAGCCGCUUUGUUCGUUCCUACAUUUAGCCAAAAGCAAGUCCUUCACUCUUGACAACAGAAUUCGCGCAAAUAGUUUGCCGUGGCAGGGUAGUAAUGUAAUGCCUCUGAAGUUUUUGCACUCCUGCCUGUUACCUUUCUUUUUGUAGAAUGGUAUAAUAAUGCCUUUUUUUCCAAUCUGAUUGUAUGACUCCGGAAAGCCAGACAUCCUGGAAGAUAUUGGUUAGCCAGAUACUACAGUCGACGUCUCCAGUUUUCAUCAUCUCGGAGUCGGGUGCGUUCAGCCGGUUAAAAAGUCCAGCGUAAUAGUUGCGCCAACAUUCCAAUUUUCGUGGUUUGUCACUGAUUAGGUUCCCAUUUGCGUCGAGGUUUGGGCUGCUGACGGGUCUGGUGGCCUUAGCUAAUCGUCGAAAGUUAGCGAAUGCGUCUCUCACUUCACCUACGAUGAGUGCCGUCUCUCCAUCUCUCGCCAUGUUGCCAGCCCAUUGUUGUCGAUCCAAUUUUAGAUUUUCCUUGCACUGUUUGUUCAAUGUUUUGUAUUCAUCAUGCUUGCUGAGAAGUCUUGCUUGUCUCUUUUUCUCAACCAAUGUGAGGGUGGUCUUGCUGACCCGCGGCUUCUUCAUUUGUUUGCGCAUGCCUAAUUUUUGGGCUGCCACAUAGUUUAAUGUUUCCUGAAAUCUGUCCCAGCUCGAGGUCUCUUCGGUCGCUAGUGUGGCGAAGCGGUUGCUUAUGUCCACUGCAUAUUGAAACUGCACCGCAGGAUCUUCCACCUUCUUGAUGUUAUAACGUAAUAUAUGUGAUUUUUUUCUCGCUUGUGCGUUUUAGCCUCAGCGACAUCGUAGCGAUUACAGGUCGGUGGUCUGGGUCGAAUUUCAGACUACGGUAGACGCAGCAAUCUUGCAGGGUAGACCAUUUAGUGUUGACCAAAAUGUGGUCGAUUUCCUUGACAGUCACCUCGUCGUUUGAGAACUAUGUGUACCUGUGUAUAUCCUUACGCUUGAACUAUGAACCACCAAUUCUUAGCCCAGCUUCCAAACAGAACUUCAGUAGUCUCUCUGUGUUGUUGUUUGGAGUGCCACUUCCAUACGGAUCGAUAACGUGUUUCAUAUUGAUACUUAAUGUUCCCAUGACAGUGUUGAAGUCACCGAGACAGACGAUGAGGUCGCUUUGAUGUAUCGGCUUCGUUGCUUGUUCAAUUUGCUGAUAGAAGGCAUCUUUGUCAAUGUCGCUCGUCUCGUUUGUGGAAGCGUACGCUACUAUUAUUGAAAGAUAGUCAAAGUUGUGUUUGAAUUUGACCGUCAACAGUCUUUCACUGAUUGGGUGCCAUGAGAUCAUAGCUGCGAUGGCGGUCUGAUUGAGUGCAAGAGCUACUCCUGCAGACCAUAAAAUUGUAUAAGAGCCACAUGUUGUUUCAUCGAUACCGAGCCAGCGUACUUCUUGGAGAGCCAUCAUGUUGAUCUUUGCUUUCUCAAAUUCUGAGACGAGGAUGGCAGCCGCAUCUGUUUCUAGGAACGUUCUUAUAUUCCAUGUACCAGUACGAAAUAGUUUCUUAGACGGAAAUCAUUUUGUUUGAAGAUUUUAAGGGUUGAAAGGAUUUCGCCUGAUGACGACCGAGUAGACCUUACUUCCGACCCUGCCGGAUGCGGGUUCCACUCUUGAUGGUCGGGAUAUGUUUACGUCGUUGAUCGUGACAGUAUUUUGGUUUCGUCUCAUAGUGAAUUACGUAGGCAGAAAAUUUCCUUUCUUCCUUAUCGGGAGAACGCAGGUAAGGUAACUGACGGUUUACAAAGAAGAUCUUCGUGUCCACUCUUGACCGGUUAUCUGGUCACUGCCUGUGUUAGCCAUCGUUUUCAAGGUUCUCGUUGAAUCUGUCCACUUCGCGUAGCGCUCUAGGUGAUUCUUCAGCCGGAGCUUUCAUCACUGAUGGCAUAGCCUCAACAAGCAGUCCCGUACUUCAGAUGUUCGUCUCCACACCACGACGAGGUACUCGAUGGGUUUUGAGGGGGAAUAGUAUAUAGACUAUGAGACAUCUAUAUUGGAUCAAGAAGAAAACAAAGAGCAGGCACAUGGAAUCUUUGAUGCUAUUAUUCGUCUUAAUCUAAUAACAUUUGAUAGAACGUAUGUCAAAGGGGAUGGUAGAAGUGAAAUAUCACAAGGAAAGUGGAUGAAAAAAUAUGAUGAAACAG